Molecule: messenger RNA, 5817 nt
Organism: Malaya genurostris
Lineage: Eukaryota; Metazoa; Arthropoda; Insecta; Diptera; Culicidae
Exons: 5
Coding region: 2472-5024 (850 amino acids)
Source: RefSeq, a predicted model, not a curated record
UAGUCGUCAGUAUGCAACGAACUUUUCUAUGGAACGGACGUGUUUUGCUACAACCUGAGCGGACGAGUGUGCACGACGUCGUCUCUUUCUCUUUCUCGACGGGACGGUUAGUGAACCAUCACACAUACCAGUGCUAGCACCGUUUUUUCGGCACUUUUCCUCGUGUUCAUUCAAAACAAUUUGGACUCUCGCGCAGCAUAAACAUAAACUGUUGAAUGAGACCAGCAUAAGUGAAUAGAGUAAAGUGUAAUGACAGCUAGAACGGCACAGAAAAACCUGUGAAACCGGAUUCAGUAAUACGCGCAUACGAGACCGUGUGGGUGAACACAGUUGCGGGGGAGUGUGUGCCAGGGCCAGCAGCGGAAGUGUCGCCCGAUUCAUUGGUGUUUGUUAACGAAUCACGUCGGAAUGGAGGAAUCGCCAAUAAACUAACCAUCAUCAUAUAACAAUUGGAUCUGAACCUGCAAUGUUAGUGCAAGUGUUUCAUAAACUGUUUUGAUAGGAACCAUAACACCGUUAGUCGACUUAUUUGAUUUUUCUUUGGAAACAAAAGAGAAAAACAUCAUGUAAAUCCUACCGAAAUUAGUACACACGAAAAUUAAGGCGCGACUUGUCGAUACUUUGCUUGAAAGCAACAGUGGCCAUGUACAAGUGAGUAAAAUACCAAGAAACUCUGAAACAGUAGUGAGUUAGUCGAUUCGAACUCCGUUGCAUUCGUUGCAGCCUUAGAGAAUUCACGGCAUUUUUCACGCUUCGUCAGAGGGCAACAUGCACGCGAACCAUAGCAGCUACGCCAGCUCCGAAGCUCACUACACAUGUCUUUGAACGUGACGGCCAUUUCAACCCCUAGUAGAGCACCUGGUUCUCCGGUGGGGGGCAUCCGAGGCGAACCGAACCAGCGGCUAACUUGUGCGCUGCCAGUCUGCUUGGGGGGUGCGUGGUGAAACUUUUCCUCCGAAGCCCGCUGCUAGUUAAUCGGAAAAAAUCUAGCACAACACAGUGUACGAAAUUGCGUUCUAAGUUAGUAAUAACUUGUUUCGUGCGAAAAUUAGACACCGAAAGUGAAAAGCGCAUUAAUUGCCGAAGAAAACGAAAAGGUAUUGAAUAUUCAACAAUCAGUUUCGAGUGUAAAUACUACUUCGAAGAAAAAGUGAUAAAAUGGUAUGGCUGAUUGAUCGUUUCUGCAGUGUAUUUUUGUGGAAAAUAAGUGCCGUCGAAGAAAACAGGUGCAAUUAAACUGGCGAGCGAAAAAAAAAUCGACAGAAGAAAAUAAAAGUGCAGUAAAAGGCAAAAACCAUAUCAGCACGAAGCUGAAGAUUGAAGAUAGUAAAUUAGAGCCACACGUAGAAAAAAAGUGCAGUUGUUUCGUGUGACGUGAUCUUUCUGUUGUUGUGUAAGCAAGGGAACUUCUGAGUUCAUACUUUGUAUCAGCUGUGGACUGGGACUAAGAAAAAUUGCAACCCGACCUGGGUGGGCUUGCAACUUUCGGAUUCACACGCAUGCAUUCAUCCAACACUGGGCAGCUCAGAGCGAGAUAUUAAUAACGACCGCAACGCGACGUGAACUUCGGCGUGAACUCAUUGCAAACGAUUGGAGCUUUACCCCACAAACACACCUGAUUCCGACGCCUGUGGAAAACUUCCCGUGAUCCGACAGAGGCUACCGGCGACUAGUUUGAAGUAGUGACAGAGAGGUCUGUCCUUCUGAGACACGCUUACAGUAGCUUUCGGCGGACUCACCAAUCAACGGAGAACCAAUCCGAUAUUCAGCAGCACCCAAUAGAUGCUAGUACAUACCGCCAUAGCCGCCAAUAGAUGUCCAACCAAAGACAAACAGAGGCAGCAAUCGAGUUCAAGGCUCGCCUCGCAGCGCUUAGUCAGUGUGAGAUAUCCACCUGCCGAACACAGGCGCACUUAGUCAGUGGUGCGUGAAUGCAGUGCCAGUGCAAGGGCUGAAGGAUCGCCACAACAGCAGCAACAAAUUAAAGCAAAUGAUUGUUUGUGUGUGUGUUGAUUGAUAUGCAUCAUUAUUAAUAGUGCUACGUGUUAUUAAAUCUAGAUCUGCUGUGUUUUUCGCGAUAUUCUUUGCAGUGUUUGUGUUUGUUUUUUUUUUGUGUGCGAAUGUGUUUUGUAUCUUUACCAAACAGCAACCCGAAGAGUUACGUAAAAAUCAGCAAGUUGCAAACGGAUAAUUUCCGUUAGAUAAUUUUCCGUUCCAAAAGUGGCUUAGGAAACUGACUGGCAGAAUGUGAGAGCUGGCAGUCAUGGUCGAAACGUGCUGCCCCCCUGCUUGCAACAUUUUAUACCAGUGAGGCACCGUGCCGAAUUGAAAUGUGUAAUUUUAUUAGUGCAUAGAGGCAGCGAACAUGCAAAUUUGCCCCAAGAUAACUGGCUAGCUAUAGCACCGCAGCAAUCCAACUGAGAUAUAAUUUCCGCUCCGAAAUCGGAAUCUCAAAAAGUUGAAAACAUAACAUGGCUUCCAGUGACGACUUAACGUCGACGAGCGAAGCGACUGACCGGAAGCAACCGGACGUUGACGAAGGCGGCAAAGAUGAGGUCGAUUAUGUUCUCAAAGUUCCAGUUCUACCGGCGGACAUGACAACAACAUGUGUGGCCUGUAGCAAAAACCAAAAAUCAAGCAAUAACAACAAUUGUUCACACGGCAAAACGUUGGAUAAGUUCAACAUUUUUCACCUCAGAAGGCGACCGAAAAGCGAUCCCGGAACCGGCACAAUCGCUAAACAUGCCCAACAGCAUGCGGCCGCAGUGACAGCUGCCGCCACCGCCGAAGGGACCAAGAAGCGGAGACACAGUUUCGUGAAAAGUGCUUCGAUUGCCAGGAUCUUCGGAAACAACUACAAUACCAAAAAGGGCGAACAGGACAGUGGCGCUCUGCUGAAACUGCAGCAGUUCAAGCGGAGCUUCCUCAGUAGUGAACGGUUCCACCAGAAGAAGGAUUCGAUGGUGACGGCAGCGGCUAGUGAAUCGCAAGAUCAACAACCGAAAAUCGGCGAUGGGUGCUACGUGAACGACAGUGAGAGUGGGCCCAAGGCGAUCCGGUCCAUUACCAGAGGCUUGGGUCGGUUGCUGAGGAGGAAUUCGCACAGUAUCGACAUCAGCCGACCGGAUCCCGAGUACAAGGUUUCCUACCUAGGGAACGUGCUAACCGGAUGGGCAAAAGGUGAAGGCUGUGUAGAGAAACCGUUAGCCACCCUCUGGAGGAACUACACCCAGAACAGCAAACCGGACGUGAUGAUGAAACUUUGUCUGUGUCCUUCGGGGCUGAAAGCCACCACCCGGCAACACGGUCUCACCGAAUAUUGGUCCCACCGGAUAACGUACUGCUGUGCGCCAAAGAAUUACCCGCGAGUCUUCUGUUGGAUUUAUCGCCACGAGGGCCGAAAGCUAAAGCAUGAGUUCCGCUGUCAUGCGGUUAUCUGCUCCAAAGAGUCGGUUGCGCAGGAUAUUAGCACCGUACUGAAGGAAAACCUUACCAAAGCCCUACAAGAGUUCAAACGGGACAAACUGAAUCGGCAGAAUGCGCGACUUAGUUUGGCCAACAGUGUGUACGAUAAUCCAAGCAUGCCGCGGAGAAAGAUCAUGCUGAGCGUAGGUGCCAAUAAUUACCGACCGCCGCUAGAGCGGUCUAAAUCUGCUCCGAAGCUAAUGGCUAUCGAGGAAAUGGUCGGUGAAGAAGAUGAAGAUGACGACGUGCUAGGAGUAGUAUCGAACAAGACUUCCAAAGGACCCGGUACUGUGGUGGAGGAAUUUAGAGCGUGCUGUAAAGAGGAUGCUCUGUUCCCUUCGACGACCCUGGGAAGGCGAAGAUGUCGCCGGGGACACUCGAUCCGGAGGAGCCGUCUGAGAAAUUCAUUCAAAUCACCCAAAGCCGUCGAAGCCAAAGUACCACUGAAUAAUGAGAACAUCGUUCAAGACAGUCCCAUGAAUAAAUCAAUGGACUCGAUACUGGAUACAAUAAAACAAGAGGAAGAAGAUGAACAGGUGAACGAAGCAGGUGAAACCACUGCGGAUAAUCAAGGUACAAGAAGCAACGUGCGUGAUUCGAACUCUUCAGAAGAAGAUUUCGAGACAUUACUGCGCAAUUACAACUACAAUUCCAAAGAACCUUUAUCGACAGAGCUUAUAUCGUAUCUGGACAUGAAAUUAAGCCCAAAGGUAGUAUCCAGCAUGCAUGACCUCACUAGUCAUCAAAUGGAGGAAAAAGUUGAAACAGGCCGAAGAUUGGAGGAGGCUAGACUGGCCCUCAGUUUAGAUGAUCUUGAGGCAUACGAGGAUGAGCACGUCCACGACGAUUCGGAAGAUGAUGUAUUUUUCAAUCAGGAUGAAGUGCUCGAGAUGCUUCGUAGUGCAGCCGAAUCAGCCAACAGUUUUGUCGCCGGUGAGAAAGCUGACUUGAUGAGUUUGCUCGGGCCGGAAACAGCCAGUGGUGGAGAUGACACGGCUCCGCCAUCGCUACUGUGUGUAAAAAACAAGAUAACCGGAAACUCAGACAGUGAUGAAGGCUCUAUUUCUAGCGGCUGUGAAACUUCCAGUACAGUUACCACUAACACGGACGAAUCUGCUACCACAAUCCUCAUAAAACCUUGCUCCGUUCUUGAACGAGUUCGAAGUUUCGAACAACUCGCCGAACAUCAGGUUAUCAACGAGCCAAUUGGUGAAAAAACUCCUCUAAGCAGACAUCGCUUGGACAAUAACGUCUUCAAGCGAAGUAUCACCUUCCCAGCUCCUGGUGUGAAGACCAGCUUCCUCCUUCCGGUUACCUCAUUGGUUGUUCAUGAAGAAGAACCUUUAGACUCUUACACCGAACCACCCGGUAGAGUGAAACCGUCCUCAACGUGCAACGGCGGUGUCCAACCGCGUCGACUGAAAUCGACCAUUGCUGCCGUUAAUACAGAACUAAUCAACCACCUACAGGCGAUCGAUUCUGAUUCGGAUCUCAGCGAUGAAUCCGGUUAUGUGGAAUUCCAAGAUCACCAGCCAUCGACAAAGUCAGUGAAAGCCUAGGUCCGAAGAUUCUGUACUGAAACCCACAAGCAAAGAUCUAGUGAUUUAGCUUUAUUUCUAUGUUGUUUGAUGUCAAUCAGUGGAUUAUCUUUUGCUAGCAUAUCUUCGACAUUCAAUACUAUUCGCCUACGCUACGUGGUAGGAUACCGGGUUCUACCACUUGUCAAUCCGAAAAGCACGUGUCUUGACUAAAACUGUUAUUUCUAUAAACUGUUUCCCUUCCAGAGCACAGAGACAGAAAAGAAAACCUUAUACCAAAUAAAUUAUUGUACUAACAAUAUUCGUUAGGGUUAAUAGAAUACUUUCCCUAGAAAGAAGACCAGUAGUUAAUUGUUAAUGGGGUAUAUUAGUAUAUGUGCUAGGAACCAAGUGAUUAGCCUUCACGUCUUAGAAUUGGUCAUACAAAGCAAGGGAGAUUCAAGUUUAUCAAUUAAUCGUAUAGAAGAUAGUUAACAUAGUGUAAUCAAACACUUCCUCCACAGAAACAAGACAUUCACAAUGUGUACAAGUUAUUCAAUGUACGUAGAAGCUAAUUAUGGCGCUAGUACCAAAACGAUCCUCAUACAGUAUGAUUGUUGUUGAUGUUUUGGAUAUAUCUACCUUUGUAACCCUCGGGACCGAAUUAUGAAUCUUUAUUAUACGAUGUAAUGAACAGAAGGACUUAAAUUUGCAGAACUGUGAAAUUAUACUAAAAGAAAUGAUUACAAAUUACAUAAAUAUGGAUGACUAUAUUUAUUAGUAGUUGAUAUUAUUAAAUGUCUAGAUCAAUGAAACCUGGAAAAUAAAAAAUAGG